CCCAAAAUCUUAAAACUACAAAAGCAACUAAGAAAAUGGCUGGGGUUUGGACUUUCGGAUCAAAUGGUGUAUUUAGCCUUGAUCAACCUCCAAGAGGGAAAAAGGCUCUUUUGGUGCACACAGCAACAAAUCAAGUGGUAUCAUCUUACACUUCCCUUGAGCAAAUCUUGAGGCAAUUAGGGUGGGAAAGGUAUAAUGGAGGUGACCCUGACUUCUUGCAAUUCCAUAAGCCUCCCACCAUCGACCUAAUUUCUCUCCCUCGGGACUUCUCAAGGUUCGGCUCUGUUCAAAUGUUCGACAUUGUCGUUAAAUGUCCCAAUACCUUCCAUGUCAAGGAUGAGUAGCUCUCACUGUCUCUUAUUAGUUGUUGAUUUAUAAAUAAAGUAGUAGUUUGCUUGUGGUUCCCUUGUUUUGUCCUAGAUUUUAGGACUAGUGUGUCAUGCAGGCCAAUUUGGCUUCUUAGCUUUGGUGUACUACAAUAAAGUAGAAAAUGGUAUCUGUGUUUGUUAGCUAAUUACAUAUGUGAUGCUUUAUCUUUGUAAGUUCAUGAGAGUGGCCUUGUAAUA
Molecule: messenger RNA, 566 nt
Organism: Quercus lobata
Lineage: Eukaryota; Viridiplantae; Streptophyta; Magnoliopsida; Fagales; Fagaceae
Product: flowering-promoting factor 1-like protein 2
Exons: 1
Coding region: 36-344 (102 amino acids)
Biological process (GO): regulation of flower development
Source: RefSeq, a predicted model, not a curated record